CGCGCGUCGGAUUUGGGCAGCCAAACAACUUGUCUAUUUCUACUAGUAAUUAAAACCAAAAUCAGAACAAUCAUGAGCACCAAUGAAAAUAACAGUGAAGUGGCCGUUGACAAGGUCGGAGAUGAGAAGGCGGACGCGAAAAGUGAUCUAAAAGGAGCGAAAAGGGCAGCAGAGGAUAAACCAACAGAAGCGAAAAAGGCGCGAAAGGAAGAAAAUGGCGGCGGCGGCGAAGACGAACCACACAGUGACGAGGAAGAUCUAGAAGGAGAAGGCGAGGGCGAAGAAGAUGACGAUGAAGAAGUUGAGGGUGAGGAAGGCGAAGAGGACGACGAAGAAUUAGGGGAAGGAGAGGAUGACGAUCUCGAAGAUGAAGAAGUAGAAGAGGAAUUAUUAGGCGAAGAAGAGGAGGAUGACGCGUAAUACGCCUCGUGCCUCUAUAAGGACAAUGUCACAGUGAUGUGUUGUGCUCGUGACGGCCCGACUGGCGCGGCCUCGCCUCGCCCCAACUGUCAACCGCGAUGGUAGCCCC
Messenger RNA from Achroia grisella, 529 nucleotides. It is a transcript of the gene Bacc, whose product is annotated as acidic leucine-rich nuclear phosphoprotein 32 family member B. NCBI's taxonomy places the organism in Eukaryota, Metazoa, Arthropoda, Insecta, Lepidoptera, Pyralidae. The transcript is spliced from 3 exons. The record is from RefSeq and is a predicted model, not a curated record. Bases 73 to 420 code for a protein of 115 amino acids.